CUGCGACAGGGGAUCCGGUAUUACAUUCGCCAAUUUUCCGCUUUUCUCCUCUUCAACAGAAAGCGAAUAAGCUUGUUUCGUCAAAUCCUUGUCCAAUUUGCCGAGACGAGUAUCUGGUGCUUGACUAUCGGCACACAGAUCUACUGGUCCAGUUCGUGGAUCCCAUCACUGCCAAGAUCCUCGAUUGUCGUCAAACGGGUUUGUGCCGAGCGCAACACAAAAGACUACUUUUAGAGAUUGAAAAAGCACAAGACCUUGGUACCGUUGAGAUGUAUCUCCCUUUCCAUGUAUACAACUACUCCGAGUAUUACUCCUACCUACCACCAGAUAAGCUCAGCGCGCUUCUCUACGCCAGUGGUUCUGUCACCCCAGACGAUCCUACGAAUGUGCACAAACACCUCUCGCUCGAGGAGUUCACCUCUUUACCGGCGAAUGUGCAAGAUUUGCUGAAAGAUGUGGACGUGAUACCGCACGCGCGCGGUGGUAAAAUUCUUUCUAGAGAGACUGAAAUUGAGCGGCCCAAAGUACCAAGUCGAUACCAUAUGGAGGAGGAUCACAAGAAACGUGUGGCCAGGAUCCGCAAAUCGCGUACACUCAUCUUAGAAAACCCUUCAGCUUCAUUCCAAAUUGAUUGGAGACAGUGGGGUGACCAUUGUAUACUUUUCUAC
Molecule: messenger RNA, 668 nt
Organism: Dicrocoelium dendriticum
Lineage: Eukaryota; Metazoa; Platyhelminthes; Trematoda; Plagiorchiida; Dicrocoeliidae
Source: the annotation of a GenBank genome assembly